AUGGCAGAGUUGGAAGGAGUUAGUGAAGAAGCUAGAUUCCUGGAGAGCUUCAAGGUCGACAAGUUCUGCAGAUUCUGUCUAGCGAGCAGCAAAGACGCACAACAGCAAGAGAUGGCUCAGCAAGAGAAAUUCAUCAUGAGGGUUAUUGUCUCAGAGGGAGACAUCAGAAAGUUGACAAUGACAACACGACCGAACACACUUGAAGAUUUGAUUGGCUGGCUUAAAGGCACUCUCCAAGAAAAUUACAACUUCGUCCUACAGUACCAAGACCCCGACUUUAACAAUGAACUGUGUAACCUUGAAGAUGUCUCAGAGCUCCCAGAUAAGCCAACGAUUAAAAUCAUCCCUAUGAUUGAAUUGGUACCAGUCACUAAACCAGUUGAACAACCUUCAUUGUGUAGUGACGCAAGCAGCCUGGCAGACACCGAGAUCCUGUCCAGCUCCUCUCUGGAUAGAAGUGUGCCAUGGCCAGAGGUGUUUGAAAUUCCUAAAUUUUCAGUUGAUGUUGAGUACCGACUCCGUCAAGGUAACUUGUUAUAUCUCAGGGAUGGAACCUAUCUCAAAGUGACAAAAGAGCUAAAGCAUGAUAUCCUUGAGAAAUUGGCUGAGGUCAUCUAUGCAUUUGAUGCAUACCCAAAAAAGGAAGAUUUAGCGGCUGUUGCACAAGCUUUAGUAGAAACGCACCCAUGUCUUAAAGAAGCGGGGUCACCCUCUGGCUGUGUUGGAUGGAAGAACAGUUUGAAGUUCAAGGUUGGAAAUUACAGAGCCAAAAUGUGCAAGCUGGGCCGACUUGACGUCACUGUCAAUAGUGGUAAACGUGGAAGAUACUCUACAAAUGGCGACCCUCCAAACAAGGACAUCAAGAAGCCAAGGAAAGGAGAAAUAAAUUUCCUGCCUCAGUAUCCAGAGGGGUUGGAUGACCGCAACCUGGAAGCAGCUCGCCAGGUUCUAGUCAAUGAGAUGAUGAAGGCAAAGCCAAAUGGGUCCCUUAUUAAGAAAGAGAUGGAUAUGACCUUUGCUCUUCGGAGAAAAGAAGUUGUGACAGACAAGCCUGCAAUUACCCAGAUUGUACAGCGAUGGCCAGCACUUUUCUCCGAAAGCCAGGUGUGUUACGAGUUCACCCGAGUGGUGGGGAAAAAUCUCAAAGAAAACUUCUUUGAGGCACUUGACCGUUUCUCGCCAAACUUGAUGGACUUCUUCAGGAAGAAGAGGGGCCUCAGUGGACAGCUUUUAACUGACCUUUUACGUCAGACAAAGACCACUGAGCCAACAGACAUCAGGUGCCUUUGUCUUCGGGGACUGCCAGUCGUCUUGGGGGAUGACCCCUCUGCGUUCUUCAAAACCUGCUCGGAUGCAACUGACAAGGACUUUUACAGUGAAACUUCAGUGGGAAUCCUCUGCAUUGAUGAACAUCCUCAACUCAACCCAUCCACAGUGAGCAUCAUCUUGGAAGGGAGUGUGGUAAUGGAGGAGCUGGCCAACCUGCCACAGGCUUUCUGUGUCCUUUUUGGACUGAUUUAUGCCUUGCACUUGGAUUACCCCAAGUGCAUGAAAAGCACCUUCGACUUUAUUCAACAGGUCAUGCUAAACCUGGGCAGAGGUGAGCUGAAACCCAAAAUUCAAUCUUUGAAGAAUCAACUAUCUGUUUUUAAAACAGGGGUCUGAAUACUUAUGCCACUGCUCUGGAUCUGAGUGCUUGGUUAUUUGUAAUGUUGCACUUUAAAAAUACCAUGUUUACUGUGGGCACUGUUUGAUAUGCAAGUUUUUUUAUGCAUUGCUACUGAUUUUGCUGUUUGAUUCCAUCCCGAUUAGUGUAUGAUUCAUGUUAUUAGCACUGAUCUAGCAGUUUGGUUCCAUUCCUAUUUCUAGCUACAGUAUGUUUUAUGGCAUUGGCACUUAUUUUUGUAGUUUAAUUCCAUGCUGAUUGGUGUAUGAUUCGUGUUAUUAGCACUGAUCUAGUUUAUUUCCUAUUGCAUUGGCAUUGAUUUUGUAGUUUAAUGCCAUCCUGAUUCACAAGAGUCCUAUUUGAUUUUUUGAUUGCAAACCUAUUUUGUUUGAUAACGUGAUAAAGACAAGUUAAAUAAAACAUGUAGACAAGAAUGUACUCCUGUGGUUUUGCUUUUUAUUUUCUUAAUUAAUUUAAUCUGUAUAGUUUUUUUUUCUAUUAAACAGAUUUUAUUUUACUCUUCAGAUAGUGGAGUAAUUGGGCAAAGGAAUUUUUAAGGUAAAUCAACUUGGAGGUUAGUGUAUUCAGCUUAAAGUUAUAAGUGGA
Molecule: messenger RNA, 2272 nt
Organism: Seriola dumerili (greater amberjack)
Lineage: Eukaryota; Metazoa; Chordata; Actinopteri; Carangiformes; Carangidae
Gene: samd3
Product: sterile alpha motif domain containing 3
Exons: 6
Coding region: 1-1665 (554 amino acids)
Source: RefSeq, a predicted model, not a curated record